UGAGGGGGGUAAAUCUGGACACCGUCUCUGAACAGAAAAGGACCCUCUGCAGACAGGCCGUGCUUCUUCUUCCUCUGCCUCUUUCUGCUGCCCGUCUCAAUGUGCUUGUCACCAAAUGGAAGCAGAAGUGUUGAACCCCCAGAUGGUGAUGGCGGACGUCAAUGGCAACAAUAAGACCUCAAACGCGGAGCUGGAGGUGCUGAAGCUUCAGGAGCUGGUGCGAAAAUUGGAGAAGCAAAACGAACAAUUGCGCACCAGAGCGAACGCUGUAAACAAUUGCUCCGUGGGCCCUCAUCAUGUCCAGACGUCGCUGUCGUGUCUGCACGGGGGUACAGCGUGUACGAGUGACACAUUCCACAGCAAAUAUGUCCUUUCCAGUCCGACACAGUCGUACUCCUGUGCCCCAGAACCCCGGAGUCCAAUGGAGGAGCAGUUCGCCUAUUUCCAGCCGAGCAUGGUGUCUCCUGAUGCCGCCGUGGAGAACAGAGGCGCCGCUGCUGGAGGAGCUGGAGGCGCUGGAGGAGCCUCCACUGUUCUGGAUGAGCUGGAUGUUUUGGACUUGAACACCUUGCUCCCUGUUGGAGAGCCUGAAACCUGGCUGUACGUGAGUCCCAAAGCUAAGCUGCAGGGUGAGAGUUUACUCAAGCCGCUUCAGUGGUGCAGGCAGGUCCUGGACCAUCUGGGGCCUGAGGUAGCGCUCUCCAAGAUGACGUUCUGUCACAGACUAGACCAAGAUAAGCGGUGGCGAGGACUCCCCUCCGUCCGUCCAUACAGCUGCAUAGAGGGGCUGUCCACCCUCAGCUGCCCUGCCCUGCCUUACACAAAAUCUGCUGCACAAACCGAGACCCCAGCCCGAUCACCGUCAUCGGGUCAGUCACUUUUACCCCCGAAUCUCCCGCUCAGGACCAGCUGCAGCCUGAGUGACCGAGCGCCCACCUUCCUCUCAAACUCCACUCUCCACAACACGGGUCGCCGGCAUGCAGCCAUCAGCGCUCAGUCUUCCCUGGACAGUGAAGUGGGUGUGUCCGAACUGGACGAUGACUCCAUCUCCAUGAGCUACAAACUGCAGGACAUGACAGAUGUGGAAGUCAUGGCACGACUUCAGGAAGAGAGUCUCCGACAGGACUACGCCUCUACCUCAGCCACAGUCAGUCGUCGCAGCUCCAGCUUCUCCUUACACUCACUGAGGCGCAGUGAGAUGGAUCUGGAGGAGGAGGACGAGGAGGACGAAGGCUACGACCAGCUCCCUCCCCCCCAGCCUCGACUGUUCCGCACAGAGUCUAUGCAGAGGGGCAGCCUACCCCACUCUCACACUUUCUCCAGUAUCAGAGACUGCAGACGCAACUUGUCCACCCCUCAGUUUUCACUCAGUGGACUCUCCCAGUAUUCUGGACCUUCCAGCCUUACCACAGAAACACAUGCAGGUUAUAGGAGCAGCACAGACAAGCUACGGCGAAGCAUGCCCAACCUGAUCCGAGCUCCCAGCAUGCCCAGUGUUCCCAGCAUUCCGUGCCUGGCUUCCCCCAUCACCCCACCCUCCAACGGCCCCUCCUCCUUGCCAAUGAUAUCCUCCCUCCGAAACAGCCAGAGCUUUGACUCAUCAAGUGGACUUGCACGACUCCAGUCCUCCAUUCCUUCACCAGGCAGCUUGAGCCAGCGGGUCCAGAGUGUGUCAAACUUCCCCACUACUCCCCGACACCCGCUGAAGGCCACAGCCUACGUUAGCCCCACAGUGCAGCAGGGCCCCACUCUGUCCACCUCUACCAGUCUGCACUCCAUCCCGAGCAGCAUUGCACUGUCUCAGCCUGUAAAACCCAGCAACAGUAUGGCACCACAGCCCCUAAAAGCCAGCCCCAACCAAACAGUCCCUCGCAGCUCCCUUCCUCGCCCAGCCUCCUUUGUAGGAACUAGUGGAGUUCUACGUGCAAGCAAACUCACCCCACCCACCCGCAGUUUGCUGACCCCCCCAAAGAGCAUUUCUACCCUGAGUGCCCUGAGGGAUGGCAGCUGGAAAGAUGGCUGCUAUUGAACCCCAAAUAAACAGAAGUUACAGGGUAACGCUGCAUGGGACCCAGCUUGUUUAAAGUGUUGCUGUUAGUGGUUCCCAGAGAGUGACUGUUAAUAUUUCUGUAAAGCACUACUCUUUGCUGAAGGACAAACGUAGAGACUGUGAACAGUAUGGGUCCAGCAGGCUGGAUCUAUGUGAAACGAUCUGCUGAAUCAGACUGAUAUAACCUGGCAAUAUUCUGUUAUUCAGUUGUUAAAUAUGAACUGGAUCAUCCUUGAUGUUUUUUUUUCUUUUUCUAUUAAGGCUUUCAUUCAACAAAAUCACUUCAACUUUCUCUCCAGUUGAAAGUUUAGCAAUCCAUAGCUUUUGUACAUGCUUUAAUUGAUUUUUUCUGACUAAUUUUGUUUUUCCUGUUAGACUGUGACAUGAGAUAUGAAACUGAACCUAAAUUUAAAGUUUGUACUUACUGUGCCUGUUAAAAACACAGUGAAAUUAAUGUCUGUUACAUUUAUUCUCUGGACCUCGUAGCGUUUUUUUUUCAAGAGGAUUAUGAUUAAUGUGUUGAAAUUAAUCAUCUGCUCAAGUUUAAGGUAAAGUAUGCCAUUGGUUAAUGGAAGUGUGUUUUAUCAGUGUUUGGCCAGUUUCUUUUUUGUUAUCGUUUACAUGAAAUGCUGUGAUUUUCGAUGUUUUUUCAUAAACAUAACCGCUGCAAAGAUAUUGCACAUAGAGCCACGAUGCUCUUCAUGAUGACAAGAAUUUAAAGAAGAGGUGAAUUUUUAACAUGAAUAAACGCCUUUCAAAGUA
Molecule: messenger RNA, 2812 nt
Organism: Solea senegalensis (Senegalese sole)
Lineage: Eukaryota; Metazoa; Chordata; Actinopteri; Pleuronectiformes; Soleidae
Gene: slain1a
Product: SLAIN motif family, member 1a
Exons: 9
Coding region: 116-2029 (637 amino acids)
Biological process (GO): microtubule nucleation; positive regulation of microtubule polymerization; cytoplasmic microtubule organization
Cellular component (GO): microtubule plus-end
Source: RefSeq, a predicted model, not a curated record